Molecule: messenger RNA, 1610 nt
Organism: Amborella trichopoda
Lineage: Eukaryota; Viridiplantae; Streptophyta; Magnoliopsida; Amborellales; Amborellaceae
Source: RefSeq, a predicted model, not a curated record
AUGGAGUCUGCAUUGGGAACAAGGGGAGAGUUUUGGUUGCCUCUUAAGAAGGAGUUUUCUUGGUCUAGUGAGGAUUUGGUCACUAAUUUGCCAGGCCAGCCCAUGGUGGGGUUUGAGCACUAUGCAGGUUAUGUGACUGUGAAUGAAGCGAAUGGGAGGGCUCUCUUUUACUGGUUCUUUGAGGCUUCUCAUCCAGAACAGAAGCCUCUAGUAUUGUGGCUCAAUGGAGGUCCGGGGUGUUCUUCAGUGGGUUACGGGGCAACACAAGAGAUUGGUCCUUUUUUGGUGGAUUCCAAAGCUUUUAAGCUCAACCCUUUCGCUUGGAAUGGGGUAGCCAAUAUUGUAUUUCUGGAGUCACCAGUCGGUGUGGGAUUUUCUUAUUCAAAUACCACCUCAGACUACAAGCUUCUUGGUGAUGAUUUUACAGGAGAGUCAGGAAAUGCAUGGAGGUUAGAGAGAGAAAGAGAGACUAAACUUUUGUUCACAUUUGUACCUGGUCGGGUGGGUAAUCCAGAGACGUGUGAUGGGCACGAUUGGGAAGGGUUAGUGGACUACGCAUGGAGCCACGCAGUGGUUUCAGAUGAGACCCAUCAAAUAAUAAAAGACAACUGUAAUUUCCAUAGCAACGACACAUGGAGCAACGAGCGUUGCAAAGAUGGCGUGGACGAAGUGUUGAAGCAAUAUGGGGAAAUUGACAUUUACAGCCUCUACACUCCACGUUGUAUUCCAAACGCUUCUCACUCUCAGGAAAGAAACAAGUUUUCCAACUCCUCUUCAACCAAGAUGCUUCCUAGGGUAUUGGGAGGGUACGACCCAUGCCUUGACGACUAUGCGACGGCUUCCUACAACCGUGCAGAUGUUCAAAGAGCCCUUCACGUCACCGAUGGCAACCACCUCAGGAACUGGACCAUCUGCAACGAAGAAAUAUUCAGGGGGGGGGCAGAUUCCAAGCCUUCAGUUCUUCCCAUAUAAAAGAAGUUGAUUGCAGCUGGCCUCAGAAUUUGGGUUUACAGUGGAGACACGGAUGGAAGGGUACCAGUACUAUCAACUAGAUACAGUUUGAAUGCUCUGGGGAUUCCUACCUUAAGCCCUUGGAGACCCUGGUAUCAUGACAAGCAGGUGAGCGGAUGGGUACAAGAAUACGAUGGCUUGACUUUUGCAACAUUCAAGGGGGCUGGUCAUGCAGUGCCUAUCUUCAAGCCAAAAAGCUCUCUUGCUUUCUUUAAAUCUUUCCUCUUUGGAGAAUCACUACCUUCAGAAAGAUACAAGAGUUAGGGGCCAAAGCUCCUCAACAUACUUCGGUUCCCCAGAAAAAUUUGCUCUUUUUGUUCGAAAGAGUGCAUUAUACUAGAUAUAUACAAGAGUUAGGGUACAUUAUGCUAGAUAUACACAUCAAGAGUUUAUACUAUGUGGAAAUCGGGGAAUUACAUUUCCCAAUAGGUUCCUUUUGCUAUAGUUGCCAUCAUCAAUGGCAUAAACUAGUAUCUACCAAUAUUGGUCGAUGUAAUUUUUAAGAUUCCAAAAGUGAUAGAUGGAAAGUUUUGGACUAUAACCUUGUGGAUUUGCAAGUGUUUUUGAAGUAAUGGGAGAGGGGGGGAGAAAUUUUCCAA